Messenger RNA from Arabidopsis lyrata subsp. lyrata, 1214 nucleotides. Its product is annotated as serine racemase. Gene Ontology annotation, molecular function: L-serine ammonia-lyase activity; serine racemase activity; magnesium ion binding. Bases 111 to 1106 code for a protein of 331 amino acids. The record is from RefSeq and is a predicted model, not a curated record. Lineage: Eukaryota; Viridiplantae; Streptophyta; Magnoliopsida; Brassicales; Brassicaceae. The transcript has 6 exons. Gene Ontology annotation, biological process: L-serine metabolic process; pyruvate biosynthetic process; D-serine biosynthetic process.
UCGAGUAAACGACUACGUCCUCUCGAAUCUGCAAAUCUGCUAUUCCCUGAAACUGGGCAAAUUGAAAUUCCAAAUCCUAAAACCCUAAUCUCAAAUUUGAGAAAUUAGUGAUGGAAGCAAAUAGAGAGAAGUAUGCUGCUGAUAUAUCUUCCAUUAAGGAAGCUCAUGAGCGUAUUAAGCCGUUUAUACAUAGAACUCCGGUGUUAACAUCUGAAUCGUUGAAUUUAAUCUCUGGAAGAAGUUUGUUCUUUAAGUGUGAGUGCUUUCAGAAAGGUGGAGCUUUCAAAUUCCGUGGAGCGUGCAACGCUGUUUUGUCGCUUGAUGCUGAACAAGCAGCCAAAGGUGUUGUAACACACAGCAGUGGUAACCAUGCUGCUGCGUUGUCUUUGGCUGCGAAGCUUCAGGGAAUCCCGGCAUAUAUUGUUGUACCAAAAGGUGCUCCAAAGUGCAAAGUUGAUAAUGUGAUCCGGUAUGGUGGUAAGGUUAUAUGGAGUGAAUCAACGAUGUCUUCUAGAGAGACAGUAGCUGCAAAAGUUUUGCAGGAAACAGGUUCAGUUCUGAUCCACCCUUAUAAUAAUGGACGCAUUAUAAGUGGUCAGGGUACAAUUGCAUUGGAACUGCUCGAGCAGAUCCAAGAGAUUGACGCUAUAGUUGUGCCGAUAAGCGGGGGUGGUUUGAUAUCUGGUGUGGCUCUUGCUGCCAAAUCAAUUAAGCCUAGCAUUCGGAUUAUAGCCGCUGAACCAAAAGGAGCCGAUGAUGCGGCUAAGUCUAAGGUUGCGGGUAAAAUCAUCACUUUACCUGUGACCAAUACCAUAGCGGAUGGCCUUCGAGCUUCUCUUGGAGAUUUAACCUGGCCGGUUGUCAGAGAUCUAGUAGACGAUGUGAUAACCUUGGAAGAUUGCGAAAUAAUCGAAGCCAUGAGAAUGUGCUAUGAGAUACUGAAGGUCUCUGUGGAACCAAGUGGGGCUAUUGGUCUAGCAGCAGUAUUAUCAAACAGUUUCCGUAACAAUCAAUCUUGGCGUGAUUGCAAAAACAUAGGAAUUGUACUCUCAGGAGGUAAUGUUGAUUUGGGCUCUCUAUGGGAUUCAUUUAAGUGUUCAAAGUAAACACCUUUGCUUAUUGCAUUUGUUUCACUACUUCCUUAGAUAUCAAUGAGAAUUGUUGUAUGCUCCACUGCUUCAUUAUUAUCCAUUAAGUUAUUGAUCUUAUGAUUA